GUGUGUUGCCGGCCAUGAAGAAGCAAGGCAGCGGCCACAUCAUCAGCAUCAGCAGCCUGCAGGGCCGCCUCGCCAUCCCUUACAGGUCGAGCUACUGCGCGUCCAAGCAUGCGCUACAGGGCUUCAUGGACAGCCUGCGCGCCGAGCUCGCCUGCCACAACAUCGCCGUGUCCGUCAUCAGCCCAGCCUACAUCAACACCAACCUCUCCAUCAACGCCAUCACCGCCACGGGGGAGACUUAUGGAGGUGGGGUUAUAUAAGUACUUUAUUACCCUACAUCAACACCA
Hyalella azteca is the source of this 287-nucleotide messenger RNA. Its product is annotated as dehydrogenase/reductase SDR family member 7B-like. The annotation marks the transcript as partial. The record is from RefSeq and is a predicted model, not a curated record. Gene Ontology annotation, molecular function: oxidoreductase activity. The transcript is spliced from 3 exons. Lineage: Eukaryota; Metazoa; Arthropoda; Malacostraca; Amphipoda; Hyalellidae. Gene Ontology annotation, cellular component: membrane.